CGUCCAAUGACAGCGAAGCUUUUUCACUGCUACAGCGUUUCCAUAACAACAGCUUCUGUCUCGUUGAGAUGACUUCCAGCGCGUUUUUCAAUAUUGUAUUCCUCUCUUCGCCGCUGUCUUUCACAUCUUUAUGUUGCUAGGGAGUUCUAGUUUUGUCCCUUGUUUUCGAAGGUUGCACUUCUGGUGGACGGUGCGUUCGAGCGUUCGAGCUAGCGUUAGCAUGUCAGGCUAAUCUCCGUUAAUCCCAGUUGUGCUUUCCGAGUUAAUGUCGAUCAAGAUGAGCCGUUUCAGUCGAGACUCCUGAAUUAUCUACUCACACGGAACCCAGUUCCAUCUUUCCACUUGUUUUACUCGCCUCAGUUGACGAAGGACGAUGGAGGUUCACCUGAACAGAGUCGACUACAUCCAGGUGGGUGUGACGUCCCAGAAGACCAUGCGUCUUCUCCCUGCUCUGGGGAAGAAAGCCACCCAGAAGGUGGCAGUCGCAGAUCAUGACGGCGUGCUCACCUGUUUUGGGAUGAAGAAGGGAGAAGCCGUGCCGGUGUUCAAGACCCUGCCCGGACAGAAGAUCACCAGGAUGGACCUGGGCGGGGCGGCGGGGACCCCGCAGGAGAAGAUCUUCGUCUGCUCCGGGUCUCAGGUCCGAGGGUUCACCAAGAAAGGAAAGCAGUUCCUCACCUUUGAAGCCAAUCUGACUGAGAGCAUCAACGCCAUGCACGUCUCAGGUGCGGAUCUCUUUGUGUGUGCCAGCUACAUCUACAACCACUACUGCGACUGUAAGGACCAGGACUACUUCCUCUGUGGAGACAAGAUCAACGACAUCACGUGCUUGUCGCUGGACUCGCGUCAGGUUCCAGUGCUGGCCUGCCAAGAUCGGGUCCUGCGGGUCCUGAAGGGAUCUGAGCUCUCGUACAACACCGAGGUCCCGGGCCCACCGUCAGUGUUGGAGCUGUACAACAGAGAUGGGGGAGAAGAAGUUCUCCUUGGAACCACAGACGGGAAAAUCGGACUGAUUCAGAUCGGAGAGAAAGAAGCUACGAUCAAGUGGGAGAUCGAAAACGACAAGAAGAAAGGAGGAGUUCUCUGCAUCGACACGUUUGAUAUCGUGGGAGACGGCGUGAGUGACAUCCUGGUGGGCAGAGACGACGGCUCCGUGGAGGUCUACGGUUUCGACAGCUCCAGCGAACCAACGCUGCGCUUCCAACACGUUCUGUCUGAGAGCGUCACGUCUGUCCAGGGAGGAUGUGUGGGGAAGGAGUCCUAUGACGAAGUGCUGACGGUGACAUACACAGGAUGGGUGACGGGUCUGACCACGGAACCCCAGAAGGCCGAGGCAGGUCCAGGGGAGGAGGUCAAGAUGAGCAAAGAGACUCAGUCCAAAGUGGAAGCUCUGAGAGCGGAGCUGGAGCAGCUGCAGAUCAAAGUUCUGCAGGGCCGGGAACAGUACCAGCAGACGUCCCAGUCCAGCACGGCCGUCUCCUCGGUUCCGGUCUUCAGCAUCAACGACAAGUUCUCGCUCUGCAGAGACGACGCCAGCUACAGCCUGACGCUGGAAGUGCAGACAGCCAUUGACAACCUGCUGCUGCAGAGCGACGUCCCCAUCGACUUGCUGGACGUGGACAAGAACUCGGCCGUGGUCAGCUUCAGCGAGUGCGACUCUGAGGUGAGCCAGCAGACCAACGGAAACUUCCUGCUGGCCACCUACAGGUGUCAGGCCAACACCACCCGGCUGGAGCUCAAGGUCCGGUCCAUUGAGGGGCAGUACGGCACUCUGCAGGCCUACGUGACCCCAAGGCUGCAGCCCAAGACGUGCCAGGUCCGCCAGUACCAGAUCAAGCCUCUGUCUCUCCAUCAGCGGAGCCAUCACGUGGACCCGGACCGACCCAUGAACCGGCUCAGUCUGGUGGGUCAGUUCAGUCUGGCAGAGAUCCACUCCUGGGUGGUCUUCUGUCUGCCCGAGGUCCCUGAGAAGACUCCUGCUGGGGACAGCGUCACCUUCUACUUUCAGAACACCUUCCUGGGCACCCAGCUGGAGGCCACCUACUGCCGAGGUGAAGGUCACUUCAGGUCGGACAACAUCUCCACUAUCUCCAUUCUCAGUGAUGUUCUCUCCAAAGAAGCCACCAAACGAAAGAUCAACCUCAACAUCUCCUAUGACAUCAACGAUGACUCAGUCAGUCACACGCUCAACAUGAUCCACCCCAAACUGGAGUACCAGCUGGUUCUGGCCCGCAAGGUCCAACUGAUUGACGCCCUCAAGGAGCUUCAGGUCCACGAGGGAAACGCAGACUUCCUGGUUCCUGAGUAUCGCAGCAUCCUGGACGAGUCAUCGAGUCUCCUGGACGAGUUCAAGAAGCAGCCGGCUCACCUGGAGAGACUCUACGGGAUGAUCACGGACCUCUACAUCGACAAGUACAAGUUCAAAGGUCAGAACGUGAAGACCAAGGUGUCGUCGCUGCUGGAGAUUCUGGACCAUUACGACCUGAACUCUCUGCUGGACUUCUUCAAUGAGGCGUGAUAUCGCAGCGUCAUCAUAGCAAUGCUUCACACAAGAGACAAGAAACUGCUUUAGGUGUCCUCGACUCACGAGCUCAUGUGACUGCAACUCUCCUUAAACAAGCGUCCCUGUCAUUAAAAACACCAACAAAAAAAAACGAUUUUAGACUCACCGAAGUCUUGAAAGGUGAGCUAAAUAAAUGUUUAAUCAUGUUGUUGUUUUUAGAAACAUUGUUGAACUGCUAAUGGAAGAAGUAUAGAAGAUAAACACUAAAACUGGAAAUGAAAAUGGAUAUUUGGUGCAUUUCUGUAAGAGUUUAAAGUCUGUGUGUUAAUCCCGUCACCCUUAUUGUGAGAGGGUCCACAUCAGAUUUACUUUUCAUUGCGAUGUUUCAAUAAAAAACGCAAAUUUUCCCGAUAGCGUCCCACCCACCACGUGUUUAUCACUAAUAAA
This is a messenger RNA of Synchiropus splendidus (mandarinfish), 2950 nucleotides long. RefSeq names its product Bardet-Biedl syndrome 7 (gene bbs7). The record is from RefSeq and is a predicted model, not a curated record. Lineage: Eukaryota; Metazoa; Chordata; Actinopteri; Syngnathiformes; Callionymidae. The transcript has 19 exons. Gene Ontology annotation, biological process: intracellular transport; intracellular protein localization; non-motile cilium assembly. Bases 374 to 2518 code for a protein of 714 amino acids. Gene Ontology annotation, molecular function: protein binding. Gene Ontology annotation, cellular component: axoneme; BBSome; neuron projection.